This is a messenger RNA of Patella vulgata (common limpet), 2590 nucleotides long. Its product is annotated as metallophosphoesterase MPPED2. The transcript has 6 exons. Bases 870 to 1799 code for a protein of 309 amino acids. The record is from RefSeq and is a predicted model, not a curated record. Gene Ontology annotation, molecular function: hydrolase activity. NCBI's taxonomy places the organism in Eukaryota, Metazoa, Mollusca, Gastropoda, Patellidae.
UGUUAACCAUUCGACCACCCAACCCCCAUGUAAAUCGAACUGUACACAGAAUGACAUGGUUAGUAUGAAAAUCAUUCUGAAUUGUAAUUAUGUUCAUGAUCUUUAACAAAUAAAUAUUUAAACGAAUACCAAAUUUAAAAGGCCAUAACUAAAUAAGCUAGAAUUGAUAAUUUUCACUGACUUUGUCAUAUCAUCGCAGAAAACGUUCUACGGACUGGCUGAUUUUCGGGACAUAUGUUCGGAAUGCCACAGCCCUGUAAAACAUCAACUAACAGUACAUGAACACAGCUCAGAUUAUCCAAAAUGUAAAAGUGCUUUACAGUAACAUAAAAGAAAUAUAAAACACAAUUUAAUCAUAAUGUCAACGUGGUCAAGGUUUAAGGAGAUAACAAUGAAUAUAAUUAUGAGUGUGGGCUAUAUAAGAAUAAAAGGAUAAUAAAAUAUGUAUUUAAAGAGAAAACAUCAAUUCGGAAGCCAACUAACGAGAUUAUUCUAUAGUGGACUCAAUCCUUAUAAACAACAUAUAGCCCAAUUACUGAAAAGAAAAACCAACAAUAAAGAAAAUAUAACAAACUAUGAUAACAAAAUUUAACAUGCUGAUGAGAUAAAUACAUAAUUGUUAUAGGUAGGUGUUCUUGAAGGGUAAGAAUACCCAGCUAAUAUAUUAGUGUGACAUUAACAUCUGUGGUCUGUAUCCACAAAAGGUGUUAACUCCCUUUAAUGUCGUAACAUUCUAAAAAUAAAUUGUUUACAUCAGUAUAAACAACUGAGACAUCAUAACAGACGCAUUCCGGUGUUUAGACAUUUGUAGGACAUAAAAUACAGAGGUAGAUAGGAACAAAUUAAACAGCUAUAUUUUUAUAUGUAAAAUGUUUUUUGGAGAUCUCUUUUCAAAGAAAGAUGAAGAUAAGAUGAAAGAGAUAACAGUUCAUCCCAACACACAUGACCCAAAUAAAGCUUGGCAAAAAGUACGAAUUCAUCAGAAAAAGGAGACAGUUCAGCCAUUAGACGUAAAUACACCCAUUACAGAGGAUAAAAUACGAUUUGUGUGUUUAUCAGAUACCCAUAGUGUGUUAGAAAAGACAGAAGGAUACCAACUCCCAGCAGGUGAUGUUUUAUUGCACGCUGGUGAUUUCUCCAAUAUAGGAUUACCAACUGAUAUAGAGAAUUUUAAUAAUUAUUUAGAAACAGUACCCUAUAAAGUGAAAGUAGCAAUAGCUGGUAAUCAUGAACUGACAUUUGAUGAUCAGUUUGUUAAAGAAGAUAGAGAAAGAUUAAAACAUUGUUUCUGUAUAACUGAGAAAAAUUUUGAAGAUAGAUUAAAACAACUGAAUAUCACCAAUAUAAAGGAAAUGUUGACGAAUUGUAUUUAUUUAGAAGAUCAAUCAUUAAAUCUGUGUGGUAUUAAAAUAUAUGGAACACCAUGGCAGCCAGAAUUCUGUGGUUGGGGGUUUAAUUUAAAACGUGGUCAACCAUGUUUAGAUAAAUGGAAUCUUAUACCAGAAGAUACAGAUAUUUUAAUGAGUCAUGGUCCACCAUUAGGUUAUGGCGAUAUGUGUUCUGGUAAUAACCGUGCAGGAUGUGCUGAACUUCUUUUCACUAUUCAGAGACGUGUUAAACCAAAAUAUCAUGUAUUUGGCCAUAUACAUGAAGAUUAUGGUGUUACAACCGAUGGUUUUACUACUUAUAUAAAUGCCUCAACAUGUAAUCUACGUUAUAAAGCUGUCAAUCCUCCAGUUGUAUUUGAUAUGCCUAUACCUGAUGGUCAUUCAAAAUCAGAACUUCUUUAUGUCUCUUGAUGUUAUCGAGAGUUUAAAGAGUCUCAGGGAAUUCUAUAACUGUUUAUUGCCACACUGUUGAUAUUGUCUGUCUAUAGUCAGACUUCUGUCAUUUAUACACCAUUAAAAUAGAGUUAAUAGAUUGUCUUUAAUGGAGAGAAAGUCUAUUACUGGAAGCUCUGUGAACUUUAACAUGUCGUUAACCUGCCGUUAUAUUUAAUGGAGCUGUUGGGCUCUGUUAUCUGUUUUGUGAACAGACUGCACAGUUGUCCCACUGUCUUCAGUUUCUUGUUAAUACUAACUUCUAUGAAGUUGUUAUACAUGUACAUUGAAUUUAAAAAUUUAAAAUUCAGCCAAUGAACAAACAGACUUCUCUUGGAUUAACUUUAAUCAGUCCUAACGGAUAAUGAAAUUGACUUUCCAGCAACAGAAAUUUAACAGACCGUUAACAAACGACACGCUAGCAAGAUGCUGAAGUCCAUAAUGCAAAAUCUACCUCACAGAGAGACCCUUGGAUUUCCUACACAUUGGGUGCCAACAAACUGUGCUUUAGUGAGAUCCUGGUGUAUACCUCAUUUUCCCCAACUUAAAAAGAUAUUUUUAUUCAUCUUUGGGCGGUAUUUAGCAAUAAUUGAUCUACGUAAUAAACACAAAAAUAAUAUAUUGAUUACAAUUACUAUUUUAAUUAACGCAGUGUUUCAUUGAAUGUUCUCUAACCAUCAAGUGAAUGAUAGUCUUAAUAUUUGUUUCUUUUGUUGAAUUUACAUUUAUAUACUUUAUAAUUUUGACAUAAAGUUGUUUUAUAUACAGUU